GUUUCCUCUCAAGUGCCACUGCCACUAGAGUACUGCCAGUCCUCCUCCAGUCCGUCCCCGCAUAACAUAACACAACAACACCAACAUCAGCAAACACCUGCACCACACCCAUUCAAUUGACCCUCCGCUCCAUCGAGAGUGCUGUCCGAGAGACACAGGACCAGCAGGUAUCUGCUGAGCCCAUCGUGCUGCUCGUUCUUACAAAUUCACAUUCACAGUCCUCUUGUCAUUCUCGGGCUCUGUCAGCUCCACUACGACUGCAACUGUCUCCGCUGUGUGUGAGCUAACCUUUAAAGCAAACCACUACCUGCACUGGCCUGGUCGACCACGACUACCCGCGUCUUCUCACAACACCACAUCGCAUCGCAUGCAACGCGAUCUUUACUCUCCACCACAACAACAUAAUGUUCUCUGCACUUUUAGAGAGAGUGGCAGCGAGUCCUCUCGCAGCCACCCAUCUCGAUGAGACGCGUGCGUCUCCCUCAAAUUCAAUUAUCAGUACUAUCACCGUCGAUGUCGCUUCCGAUCCACAAUCAUCGUCCUCCUCAACUCCACCUACCAGCAUUGGCGACGAAGCGAGCAUCUCCUCUACCUCCCUAAAACUCGAAACAAUAGUCACUGCCGUCGCGCCCCCUCCAGAAGCCGCACCAACAGAGGUCGUCGCCGAAUCCUCUGGUCGCAGUCGUCGCGCUCGCGUCAGUGUUGGAACAUACAACGUGAAGGUAUUAAGUGGCACAGCUAUUCAUGCGCCGAGAAAAUAUCUCAAGAAUCCAGAUGGCACUCCUGUCGCGCCUAAGCCGCGUCGACGAACUAUAUCUGGCGAUACAUUGGUUGAAGCAGAUCAGCUUAUACAGGCGGCCAAUGAGGCUUUCAAACCCGAUUGGUCCGUCCAGAAGCUCCCUAGGUCCAAGAGCCAGAUCGGUCUAGCUGAGGACGCGAAAAAGACUCCUGUGAAGAAGGUUGUCAAUCGGCGCAAAUCGAUGCUCUCCACAAGCGAUAAGGUCGUCAAAAAGUUUAGCGUAUUGGGAAAGCGCAGUCGACAAACUCUUGAUGAGGGAUUGUCAAAUCUGGCAGCAAAAGUUGACCUACCAAAAGUGCCUCGGGAGCUCAAGAGAUUACAGGAUACCGAUGAAUUUGCGAAGAGAGAGACUAAAAAGGUCAUUCACGAAAUUUGGAGCAAUGGCAAACUAGUUGUUGAAGAGCGACCAAGCAAAAAGAAGAAGGUUGCGGAGGCGCCUGCUGUAAAGCAGCCAGUUCCUAAAGUAGAGGAACCAGUACCACCGGAACCCAAGAUUGUAGGCAAGAGAGAGAAAGUUUGGUUGACAAAGGGUUUAUACGCCGGACAGCUCGCCCCUGCUAAGGUGCCUCCUAAAGUUUAUAAAUCGCCUUACAGCUCAAACAAUGACGGUAGCCUAACUGAGGAGAAGCCACGAAAGAUUUUGCCCAUGCCAUUGUUCCACGGCCAGCGACUGAUAGAGAUUGGCAGAGAUUUCAAGCUGCCAUUUGAUGUUUGUUCCCCGUUACCUCCCGGACAGCCAAAACCAGAUCAGUGGUCAAAGACACACAGCAGUAAGUUUAGGUAUUCAUGCGCUUUUUCCCAACAUAGCUAACAAGGUCACAAGAUCAAUUCGUUGGCAAUGCCAAAGAUUUCUGGAAGAAGCCAGAGAAAUAUGACGCCUUCUCAUCGCAAUGCGUAUGCACAAAAGAGCAUGGAUGUGAUGAACGCUGUCAAAACCGACUUAUGUUUUACGAGUGUGAUGAUAACAAUUGCAGGGUUGGCCGUAAUUAUUGUGGAAAUCGUGCUUUUGCUGAGCUUUCUGAACGCCGCAAGGCUGGUGGAAAGUAUAGAAUCGGUGUCGAGGUUCUCAAGACUGCUGACCGAGGAUAUGGCGUGAGAAGUAACCGCUGCUUCGAGCCCAACCAAAUCAUUGUCGAGUAUACCGGAGAGAUUAUCACGGAAGAAGAAUGCGAUAGGCGUAUGAAUGAAGUUUAUAAAAAUAACGAGGUAUGUCAUAUGCCACUGUAUUGCACGUGAUUACAAACUAACGAUACUUCAAGUGCUACUAUCUCAUGUCUUUCGACCAAAAUAUGAUUCUCGAUGGCACCAAGGGCAGUAUUGCUAGAUUUAUCAAUCAUUCUUGCAAACCAAAUUGCAAAAUGGUCAAAUGGCUUGUUGCGGGCAAACCCCGAAUGGCUCUAUUUGCCGGCGACAAUCCGAUCAUGACUGGAGACGAAUUGACUUACGAUUACAACUUUGAUCCGUUUUCGGCAAAGAAUAUUCAAGAGUGCAGAUGUGGCAGCGAUAAUUGCCGUGGUGUACUUGGACCCAAGCCAAAGGACCCGAAGCCAGUCAAGGAAGCCAUCAAAGAUGUCCUCAAAGCUGGUGUCAAAGCUGGCAAGCGAAAACUCAAGGAAUUCUUGGGUGCUGAUGGGGAGGACGCAGGAAACCCUCGAAGCCCAAAAAAGAGAGCCAUCAAGGCCCCAAAAGGACUCAAACGGUCCGCUUCUUCGGCAAGCAUGAUGGCAGUGAAAGGAGCAGUGAAAGCUGUCAGACGAACCGCCUCUACCCAAAUCCUCAAAUCACGCCAAAGCGCAAGUCGUCCACAAACCCCAGUAACCAAGAAGACUGCUAAGGCGAACCCUCUAAAAACUUAUGGAAAAGCCAAAGGAUCUUCUUCGCGGAACUCCAGUCUAACUAUGGUCGCUACGGAGGACAAUAUCCAAUUGGGUACUCCUGAAAAGAUGUCUUCUGUUGGAAAGCGAUCUGUGAAGAAGAGCGUUUCGAGAGGUGCUUAUGUUGCUGACCAGGCUACACCUUCCGGUAAAGCAGGUAAAUCCAUUCGGGUUGUCAGUGCUAGUGAUCAGGGCGAAGAUGGGGCUGAAGACGAUGAUGAAAAAUAGAUAGGGGAGGUGGUGGCUUAUUGUAGGCUGAAGACCUUCGGCAUGCUCAGGAUUUUGGUCGUCGAUUUACAUCUUGGAGUUCCAGGGAUGGAGUUUCAGGGGACUGUAUUGCUUUGAUAGUAAUGGCUCGUAUUCUUCAACGAGGGCCUAGUGUACGAUUAUUUUCUCGAUAGCGCACGCAAAUAGGGUGGGGGAGGGGCGGAAUCGAUGGCGUGCGUACGACGCUUUUUUUCUCGGGGUGCUUUAUCUGGCGUCGGGGAUAUGGGAUCUCUAGAUUCGAGUCCUACUGGCGAGGUGCGUGGAGUUGGGGCAACUAAAGCAACGUGGUAGUUUUUUGUUUAAU
Molecule: messenger RNA, 3244 nt
Organism: Hymenoscyphus albidus
Lineage: Eukaryota; Fungi; Ascomycota; Leotiomycetes; Helotiales; Helotiaceae
Source: the annotation of a GenBank genome assembly